ACUGUCCCUGCCAUAAGGUAGUGUGACGGUGGCACGGCGGAGCUGCGACUGUGAUACGCCAAAGUCAUCAAGAAAGCCUGGUUGGUGAAUGGCAGUGAGGCCCCCUGUUAAGGCGUCCAAUACGGAGCUGCUGGCGGCUGUGGCGGGAUUCCUUUAUCAAACGCCCAAAUCACAAUCUCACCCGAAACCGAGAUGGGUGAUCUUCUAACCGCAUUCCAAUCCCCUCAUCUUACUGUCCAUGACCAGCAGUGCAUUCGAAUUCAGGUGCAGCUUUGUGUCAACAUAUGUUAGGAAACUGGCGCAACUGUAAUGACUUAACGACUUGUCCCCCUCUCGCCAUCUACUUGGGCUUUUCAGCGACUUUGUUAAACAAACUUUGAAGGCGCAGAUCGUACCACCUAGACGGAAGACAUGGAUAUCACGCAGCAGGGCCCGGUGGCCAUCCUGCAGUCGACCGUCAACACCGUCCUCAUUCAUCCCUUACUGUCGCUGCUGGCUGUACUGGUCCUGAUAUGCGUGUACACGCGAAUCGUCUCGGGCAUCAGAUACUCCUCCGCCAUUUCCAAGCUAGGCCAACCAUCCACAGGCCCAAAGACAGUCCCAAUCCUCCCAUACUGGAUCCCAUGGCUCGGUCACGGCAUAUCCUUUGUCUCGGGCGGAACGGAUUUCCUCACUCGCGAGGCGCGCUCGCUCGGUCCAAACGCCUCUAUCUACGCUCUAUCCAUGACGAACUCCACACACAACGUAGUCACAUCACCCAGCAUAGCUCGCCAGAUCCUGAUCGACAGACACAGCCCAAUCACCAUGGAGCCCUUCGUCUACCACAUUAUGAGGACAUUCUGGGACGACCACGGAGCUAUCAAGGCUGUAGAACCUAACGCCCUGUGGGGGGCAAUCCACAGCGCCCUCACCGGCAUGCUACGAGAAAGCUUCGUCACGACCGCAAUCAAAGGCACAGUCAAACGCGUGGAAGAACGAAUGUGGAAUUUGGUCUCCGGACUCGAAAGUCCAGUCGACCAGAGCAGCUGGGAACGUCUGGCCAAUGUCGAAAUCAUCUCCAAGAGCGACAACGACGACAGCUUUGUUGCCGAAGCCAGUCUCUUCCCACUGUUGCGAUUCUUUGUCGGUAACAUCGCCACAGAUGUCCUAUUCGGACAAAACUUCAUCGAAAACUACCCGGACAUCAUGCAGGACCUGUUCGAGAUGGACACGCGGUUCAAUCUCUUCUUGGCCGGCACGCCGAGCUGGAUUCCCGGCAUGGCAAGCGCAUCAACGGCACGCGAAAGAAUCAUCAACGCCGUAUUGGACCACCACGAUGCUUACUUCAAGUACGUGGAUGGCCAAGACCCGGGACCACGCUGGAGUGACAUGUCCGACGUGUCGAGCGUGAUUGCCGACCGAGCCAUCGAAUUUCGCAAAGCAGGCAGCUCCCCACGGGGCUGGGCCACAGGUAACGGUGCGAUCCUAUGGGCCAUGAACAUCAACGCCAACCCGGUCAUCUUCUGGAUGGUAUGGUACAUCUACUCAGACCCAAGAUUGUUGGAAGAACUACGCAGGGAAGUCGCGCCGUAUGUGAAGAUCAACAAGCCCGCAGACACAGGUCUCCCGAUCAAAGAAGCGCCACGGCUGGACAUCGACAUCGCUGCGCUGUGGACUAAAUGUCCACUGCUGAAGGGCGCAUUUUUCGAGACGAUGCGUCUCGAGGCCGCGAGCAUGAGCUACAAGAUGAUCGAGGAGGACUUUGUCGUGACCGAGUCCGAGCAGGAUGCCCGUAUGCUGGGCAAGAACGAAAGCCAGUCGUUCCUCCUGCGCAAGGGCGAGCUCAUCUGCAUUCCACACGGCGUGCACCAGAGCGACGAAAAGUAUUUCCGCGAUCCCGAGCGGUUCGACCCACGGCGCUUCUGGGCCAAAGAUGCUGAAAAAGACGCGAGCAGCGGCGAGGACGUCAGAGUCGAGUACGGCACAAUGAAGGUCUGGGGCGGUGGUAAGCAGAUGUGCAAGGGCAAGACAUUUGCCGAGAGAGAGGUCGUCCUUUUCGCGGCGGCCAUCAUCAUGCAAUGGGACAUGGUGCCCGUCGCUAACGGAGGCAAAUGGACCCAUCCUGGCAGGAAGGUUGGUGCUGGGGCAGUGAACCCUGUCAAAGAUGUCCGGGUGAGGAUGUCGAGGAGGGAGGCAUGGUGAAUGUUGAUCGGAGCGAGGAAGACCUUCGUCGCCUAGCCGAAGAUCGGAAGUUGAUCGUGAAGAAGCUUUUCGGGCAUGGGCAUGCGGAUC
This is a messenger RNA of Exophiala viscosa, 2271 nucleotides long. RefSeq names its product cytochrome P450. Gene Ontology annotation, molecular function: iron ion binding; oxidoreductase activity, acting on paired donors, with incorporation or reduction of molecular oxygen; monooxygenase activity. The transcript has a single exon. The coding region runs from base 412 to 2181 and encodes 589 amino acids. The record is from RefSeq and is a predicted model, not a curated record. NCBI's taxonomy places the organism in Eukaryota, Fungi, Ascomycota, Eurotiomycetes, Chaetothyriales, Herpotrichiellaceae.